GAGCUUGUCGUUAUUAUGACAAUGUGUUGGCUGAUACUUGUUUUUCUCAGCUGCCUCCGGGCUGCAGCGUCCCUGGAAUGUCGGCAGUGUAAUGACGCCCUGACUUGGACUGACUGCUUGGCUCCGGUGCACUGUCAUCACGAGGAUGAGUGCAUUAUGACAGUGACACUGGAACAUCACGGGAACGCCUUCUCUGUACACUGUGGUAAACUUGACCACGUUCACCACGAAAAGCACACAGUCUGUGUGGACUCCUGUAACACGCCGGGCUGCGAACACACCCUAUGUCCUGAGUGGUUAAUCGAAGCAUCACUUGGGCAAGGCCACAAUGCGCACGUCCACAACACACAUGCCCCGAAAGAGACCGUGGCACCAACUACAGACGCAGCGACACCGGCCCAAACACAAGCGAUGACAACGACGGAAACGACCAAAACAACAGCUUCCCGAUUGCAAACAACGAAUGUUCAGUACAUUUUAACAACUGACAAUCAGUGCACCGACCACGAAACUGACAUCUUUAAAUGUGAAAUGUUCAACCACACAUACAACGCAUGUCAAAGCAGCCAGUUGUAUCUAAAAAGCAUCGUACUUUCAAAAUGUCUGAGGUAUUGUGGACUUUGUGAUGCCAUUAAAAUAGACUCCAAGCAGCUCACAACAAUUUCCAAUCCUGGUACGACUACACAGAAAUACACAUUCGAAACAACAACAGAAAACUACUUCACUGAUACCACGAGAGUAAAGUACAAUUUUGACACUACGACAGGGAAUUACUUUCCUGAUACCACUACCGAAAAUGAUAUUUUUGACACUACGACAGGGAACUACUUCCCCGAUACCACUACAGAAAGGAAGAUUUUUGACACAACGACAGGGAACUACUUCCCCGAUACCACUACAGAAAGGAAGAUUUUUGACACAACGACAGGGAACUUCAUUCCUGAUACCACUACCGAAAGGAAGAUUUUUGACACAACGACAGGGAACUACUUCCCCGAUACCACUACAGAAAGGAAGAUUAUUGACACAACGACAGGGAACUACUUCCCCGAUACCACUACCGAAAGGAAGAUUUUUGACACAACGACCGGGAACUACUUGCCCGAUACCACUACAGAAAGGAAGAUUUUUGACACAACGACAGGGAACUACUUCCCCGAUACCACUACCGAAAGGAAGAUUUUUGACACAACGACAGGGAACUACUUCCCCGAUACCACUACAGAAAGGAAGAUUUUUGACACAACGACAGGGAACUACUUUCCCGAUACCACUACCGAAAGGAAGAUUUUUGACACAACGACCGGGAACUUCUUCCCCGAUACCACUACAGAAAGGAAGAUUUUUGACACAACGACAGGGAACUACUUCCCCGAUACCACUACCGAAAGGAAGAUUUUUGACACAACGACAGGGAACUACUUCCCCGAUACCACUACCGAAAGGAAGAGUUUUGACACAACGACAGGGAACUACUUCCCCGAUACCACUACCGAAAGGAAGAUUUUUGACACAACGACCGGGAACUACUUCCCCGAUACCACUACCGAAAGGAAGAGUUUUGACACAACGACAGGGAACUACUUCCCCGAUACCACUACCAAAAGGAAGAUUUUUGACACUACGACAGGGAACUUUAUUCCUGAUACCACUACAGAAAGGAAGAUUUUUGAAACUACGACAGGAAAAUAUGUUCCUUACACUACCACUGAAAAUAUCUUUUCGGACACUACGACAUGGAACUAUCUUCUUUACGGCACAACUGAAAAACACUUUAUUGACACUACGACAGGGAACUAUGUUCCUCACAGCACAACUCUAAAGAGUUUUGUUGACACAACGACAGGGAACUAUGUUCCUUACAGCACAACUGCAAAUAACUUUUUUGACACUACGACAUGGAAUUAUCUUCUUUACGGCACAACAGAAAAUAACUUUUAUGACACUACGACAUGGCACUAUGUUCCUCACAGCACAACUCAAAAUAUUUAUUUUGACACAACGACAGGACACUAUGUUCCUUACAGCACAACUGAAAAUAACUUUUAUGACACUACGACAUGGAACUAUCUUCUUUAUGGCACAACAGAAAAAAACUUUUAUGACACUACGACAUGGCACUAUAUUCCUCACAGCACAACUCAAAAGAGUUUUGGUGACGCAACGACAUGGAACUAUCUUCUUUUCGGCACAACUGAAAAGAACUUCUAUGACACUACGACAUGGCACUAUAUUCCGUACAGCACAACUGAAAAUAGUCUUUUGGACACUACGACAGGAAACUAUUUUCCUUACACGACUACUAGAAAAUACAUGUUUGACACUACGACAGGCAAAUAUGUUCCUGACACCACAACUGAAAAGAACUAUUUUGACACUACGACAUGGCACUAUAUUCCUUACACAACAACUGAAAAAGACUUUUUUGACACUACGACAGAAAACUAUUUUCCAUACACGACUUCUAGAAAAUACAUGUUUGACACAACGACAGGCAAAUAUGUUCCUGACACCACUACAGAAAAACGAACCACAAGUGCAACACUGAAAACAACCUCCCGGCUUCAUGGUUCACAGACAUCUGAUUAUAUUGAGACCGCAACCUCCGCUAUUCGAGACCAGACUGCUGCUAACACCCCUUCACUACCAGCCGACGGGUUCGAAACUUCCACAGCCGUUGAUUCAACAACACCGUUUCCUUCGAAAUCAACUUCAAGCUCCGACAAAACGACGACAGACACUCAUUGAAGAUGGCGAAUUCAACUGUAAUCAGUGACAGUCAUUGGGUUUCUUCGAGCCUAGUUCUUAGACGAUAUAUAUUAUAGGA
This is a messenger RNA of Mya arenaria, 2827 nucleotides long. RefSeq lists its product as uncharacterized. The record is from RefSeq and is a predicted model, not a curated record. Bases 16 to 2748 code for a protein of 910 amino acids. NCBI's taxonomy places the organism in Eukaryota, Metazoa, Mollusca, Bivalvia, Myida, Myidae. The transcript is spliced from 8 exons.